UCCCCUCCCCCCAGGAGGGAGGAGGAGACUCCGCGGCCCUCCCUCGGCCCCUCCAGCGGCGGUCGCCGCUGCACUGUGCCCGCUCCACCCCGCCGCGGCGGCUCGGACGGCCGGAGCCCGCGGGUCUCGGCCCGAGAUCCGAGGAGGCGUCCUCCACCCUGUGGCCCGGAGAGAAGCGGGUCGCGGCGCCAUCAUGCACAGUGGUAUCGCGUCCGCCGCGGAUCCCCGGAGCCGCCCCUGAGCCCGGCCGCGAGUUCGAGCCCAGGGCCCGCCCGGCCGCACCAUGAGCCACGGGCCCAGCCCCCGGCUGGCCGAAUCCCCGCAGCUGUCCAAGGGUAGCCUCCUGACCAUCCUGGGCAGCCCAUCGCCGGAGCGCAUGGGGCCUGCCGACUCCCUGCCGCCCACGCCGCCCAGCGGCACGCCCUCGCCCGGGCCGCCCCCCGCGCUGCCCCUGCCCCCCGCGCCCGCGCUGCUGGCCGACGGCGACUGGGAGAGCCGCGAGGAGCUGCGGCUGCGGGAGUUGGAGGAGGCGCGGGCGCGGGCGGCGCAGAUGGAGAAGACCAUGCGCUGGUGGUCGGACUGCACUGCCAAUUGGCGCGAGAAGUGGAGCAAGGUGCGCGCUGAGCGCAACCGCGCGCGCGAAGAGGUGCGCCAGCUGCGCCAGCGCCUGGACGCGCUCACCAAAGAGCUGGCGGGCGCACGGCGCGAGCGCCAGGAGGCACAGGGAGAGUGCGAGGCACGGGGCCGCGAGCUGGCGCGGCUGAGGGGCGCCAGAGGCGUCGCCGACCAGAUGCGCGACGGCCCCGAGCCGGAGGCGGAGCGCGAGCCAGUGCGUGACGUCGGAUCCGAGAGGCCGCCCAGCAGCCAGGAACUGGAGCUGGUGGAGAGCCUGCUGAAGAGCAUGCCGGAGGAGUCUGAGGACUGCUGGGAGGCACGCAGCGUUGGGGCCGGGGGCCCGCGGGGCAGCUCAGGCCGCCAGGAGCGGAGCCGGCUGCCCUGGGAGGACACAGCUGCCACAGAGGAGGAGGCCUCCAAGUUGACUGCCCUGCGGCUACGACUGGAUGAGUCCCAGAAGGUGCUGCUCAAGGAGCGAGAGGAUAAACUGGCAUUGAGCAGGAACAUUGAGAAGCUAGAGGGGGAGCUCAGCCAGUGGAAGAUCAAGUAUGAGGAGCUGAGCAAGACCAAGCAGGAGAUGCUCAAGCAGCUCAGCAUCCUGAAGGAGGCGCACCAGGAUGAGCUGGGCCGCAUGUCUGAGGACCUGGAGGAUGAGCUCGGUGCACGCUCCAGCAUGGACCGGAAGAUGGCCGAGCUGAGGGGCGAGAUGGAGCGGCUGCAGGCCGAAAAUGCCGCGGAGUGGGGCCGCCGGGAGCGGCUAGAGACAGAGAAACUGGGCCUUGAACGGGAGAACAAGAAGCUGCGGGCACAGGUCGGGGACCUGGAGGAGGCGCUGGCCCGGCGGCGGCGGCAGACAGCCAGUGCACUGGACUGUGACCUGAGGGCCAGCCAGGCCGCACUCUUCGAGAAGAACAAGGAGCUGGCAGACUUGAAGCAUGUGCAUGGCAAGCUGAAGAAGCAGUUCCAGGAGAAGGUGGCAGAGCUGGCACAUGCCAACCGGCGGGUGGAGCAGCACGAGGCCGAGGUGAAGAAGCUGCGGCUUCGGGUGGAGGAGCUCAAGAAGGAGCUGGCCCAGGCUGAGGACGAGCUGGACGAGGCCCACAACCAGGCACGUAAGCUGCAGCGGUCGCUGGACGAGCAGACGGAGCAGAGCGAGAACCUGCAAGUGCAACUGGAGCACCUGCAGUCCAGGCUCCGCAGGCAGCAGCAGAACGCUCCCCUCUUCGGGAAGAUCCGCAGUGCUCGCUUUGGCACCGAGGAGGCCGGGGAUGGAGCCAGCGACCUGGACGAGGACGAGGACCUGCAAAUCCAGGUGGCCUAGAGCUUCCUGUGGCUGGCAGGAUGGGCUGUCCCACACCUGCCCAGGGUCCAGGCUAACCAGCCACUCAAACUGAUGCAGCGCCUAGGCUCACUCUGGGACCAGUCCCUGCCACAGCCGACUUUCUUCUCUCCCGGAGAUGGUGUCAACAGUCCCACCUAUAAACGCCCUGUGGAAAGGAAGCCUAUGUCAUAUAUAUAUAUAUAUAUAUAUGUAUCUCCAGGAGUCUUUGGACCCAUUUGGUUUUAUAAAUACAGGACAGCUCCAAGGCCCAGUCCAGGUGACCUCACCCACCCAGGACUUCAUGCAGGGCUGGGCAUGUUGGGGGAGGUUGUUGGAGCCCCAGCCUGGGCUGCCUCUCUAGGCUUCGCUGUUCAUCAUACAAUGCAGUGAACCCAGUUCUUUGUAAUAAAUGAAGUUCAAGUUC
Molecule: messenger RNA, 2360 nt
Organism: Chlorocebus sabaeus (green monkey)
Lineage: Eukaryota; Metazoa; Chordata; Mammalia; Primates; Cercopithecidae
Gene: CCDC102A
Product: coiled-coil domain containing 102A
Cellular component (GO): myosin complex
Source: RefSeq, a predicted model, not a curated record